CACACGGCACAAGUCCAUGAAAAAAGACUUGUUCGUGGUGGCACAGACUGUUGGUAGCGUCGUAGCGUGAGGCAUCGACGUUCUACAUAGAAAAGAUGGCAUUUGACUCUUUUGCUACGGCUCCACGUGAUUGAAAUUAUGAUGCUUUUAUACACAAAGUGAUCAACAAUGAAUUGAAGUCCUAAAUUUGUAAGGUCUCAUCCCAGACAUGAGUUAACAAUGUGGUUUUGGGCUUUUGGCUACCAGGUAACUUUUGGACUAGGUCGGGUCUCGGGUGGUCCAAGUUUGCUGUUCUAAUGUAGUCUUGUCAGGCAAUGUGAAGAAAAAGAUCACAAUGUUGACCACCAAUUUACGAGCUUUUUAAUACUGACUCCUGUGACUUCUAUUGAGGGAUUCCCUGACUGACCAUAGCCAUAGAUGACAUUAUACAUAAGGUUGCUGGAUUGGUGACACUGAAUGUUGACAAUUAUGAUUCAGUAAAAUGAAUGCCAAAAUAUUUCAACUGUUUGUCUUGGUUACUUCUAAUAAAACCUUGUUGAGCUUCGCUGCUUCUAUUUACUAUUUCUUAACAAUUUCAGUCUUGUCUAGUGCUUUUAAAGUUUAGUUGAACCCCUUAUUUGUGGUACCAAGUUUCCAUAGUUCUUUCUUUCAUUGUGCAAAGGUUUCUUCAAUGCUAAGAUCGCCUACACAUCUAUUUUAAGACUUGCUGACAGUCUACUCUUGCAAUUUUGGAUAUUUUCAUUUGUAUUGAAUAAUUUGAUUGCUUCGUGAGUAGAGAUCAUCUUCACUUGUCGUUUCCGUGUUGGUUGAUUAUCAUUGCGGCAAAUUACGCUAUUUCUUCCGGGGGCCAUGAUCUACUUUGGUUGUGGAUAGUCUAUUUAAAUAAGAGCGAUGCGAAGAAUUCAGAAGAGCUACUGGUAAAUGAUAGUACAAAUUAGGUGAUUUGUUGCGUACUGUAAGUUCGAAUGUAGAAUUCAGAUAUUAAUGAAAUAGUGGGGGAUUUUAAAAUUUAAAAAAGAAAUAAAGCACAUUCGGCGUUAAAAUCAAAUAAUCGCUUAUCAAAGGGCAAUAUUUCGAUUACCGGAAAAAUAAUUAAUCAGCGAUACCAAAAGUUUGGCAGCCAGCACGUAUGAAGCUUUAUUACUUAUUUUAGACCGUUAGAAAAGAAUGUAGAAACUAUGAUUAUUCUAUUACAAGUCAAUCAAGUAACCUCUGGAACCCAUUAGCAAAUUAGACUCGUAGUAUUCUGUUUUAUGUAAACUGUAGAUAUUUCCAUGGUUACACCUAUAAUACGGUAUAAACACGUUAACACUCAAUACAAGUGCUUCAAUGUUCCUUUGACUAUUGGCUCUAUUGUCCGCAUUUUCUGUUUAGUGCGAAUAUUGAAUAUAGGACAUUCAGUUUCUUUAAUUUCAUCAUGUCGGUAUUCGAACAAUUACGUCCGUUUGUCGGUCUCUGCCAGGCGUGCGGAAUGAUUCCUUACACGAUAGAAAACAAUUUAAUUACAAACAAAUUUUCAAGAUUCACCUUCUCUUUGAAACAUCGCACCACUUGGUGGUUCACAUGUAAUUUAGCUUUUCAAUUCGUAAGUAUUUGCCUCGCGAGCUACUUCUCAGAAAAUGGACCGGACAAUUUAUCUACCGAUCGAAGUCUACCCAUCACCGUCAAUGUUCUGUUUGCGGUAAACUCAUCUGGAACAUUUAUUCAAUUGUUAUUGUCUCGCUGGAUCGUGAUGCGCUACCGUCGGCUGCGAGUUGUUGUCGAAGCCGUGCAAGAAGUCGAGAGGCUUUUGGGAGAGAAAUUCCUGGCGCAGCACAAGAGUUCGCUUACGACACGAUUUUUUAUCGGCUUUAUUAUAAUCCUCACAGUGACUACAGGCAGUACGAUCGUGGUGAUGCCUCUUGUGCCGUCCGUCUUACCAGAGAAUCCGUCCGCAGUGUUGGUAGCAGUUAUAUUAUUCCUGAUGGCGCUAAUGGCCAUACUGAUUGAAUGCACACCUUUUUUUAUACAUCUGUGUUAUUACAUAAUAUCGCACUACAUGAAAAUGAUUUUAUUGCAUUCUGAAACGGAUCGUGCUGAUGCUGAAGAUCAACUACAUUUGAUCGGGAUGGAGAAUUUAAAAAUCUUGAGACGCAACGCACUGAUAUUUGACCACCUCUGUCAUGCUUCAUCAGAAUUGAAUCACAUUUUCUCCGUUCCUGUCUUCAUUUUACUGACAAUGAAAUUUGUCUCGGUCAUCAGCACAGCCUUUUUCUCCAUUUAUUAUUUUGUUCAUAGAACCGAUGUGUUGGAAAAUUAUAGUUUAAUGUUUCCUUUCCUCUUCUUCACGGAAGGGGCUAAAAUAUUAGUUCUACUCUCUGCUGCAGACAUGCCCGUUAAUCAGGUCCGUCUUCUUCGUGAACGAUUAACUAGAAUGUCACAUUCCAGAUUUUACCGGAGGUUGGCUGAAAAAAUUGCGGUGAUGACUGUCUUGAUGCAAAUUGAUAAAGGACGGGUCCGCUUGUCGGCUGCUGGGCUGUUCGACGUUGGGGUCCAUCUCAUUCCAGCAUUGACAGGCGCUGUAGUGACUUAUAUGGUAAUUCUUCUUCAAAAUUAAUCAACGCACUUAUUUAACUAUUUUGUUGGUAAAAACCGGGGUUUUUUGAGCGAUUUAAUAAACGUCUACCACAGACAAUAGGCUAC
Daphnia pulex (common water flea) is the source of this 2682-nucleotide messenger RNA. RefSeq names its product putative gustatory receptor 28b. Gene Ontology annotation, biological process: sensory perception of taste. Bases 1418 to 2596 code for a protein of 392 amino acids. Gene Ontology annotation, cellular component: dendrite; neuronal cell body; axon. The transcript has 12 exons. NCBI's taxonomy places the organism in Eukaryota, Metazoa, Arthropoda, Branchiopoda, Diplostraca, Daphniidae. The record is from RefSeq and is a predicted model, not a curated record.